Penicillium antarcticum is the source of this 2178-nucleotide messenger RNA. RefSeq names its product DUF726 domain protein. Bases 1 to 2178 code for a protein of 725 amino acids. Lineage: Eukaryota; Fungi; Ascomycota; Eurotiomycetes; Eurotiales; Aspergillaceae. The record is from RefSeq and is a predicted model, not a curated record. The transcript has a single exon.
AUGUUUAAAACUUUGAAAGAAAAACAAACGGCAUUGUUCGAUUCCAAGCGAUCCAACAACAAUGCCUCGGAAAGCGACCGCGGCCAAGAUUUAAGCUCCAUCUUGGAUCGGUCGCAACGUGCUGACUUGACCAUUCUCGUUGCUGAGGUUGCUGAGUCUAUGCGAAUUAGUGUCUUGGAAAUCUUCGAAAACCAAACACCCAAUUCAAAGUCAGACUCAAAAGAUGAGCCGCGUACUCCGUCGAUUCCACGCAAGCCUCUUCCUACCGAGGAAACCGACGAAGACACCCCGCCCCUGCCCCCGAGGCCCAGCAACGAGAGUGCAGGGAAGGGUGGCAGUCCACGAACUGGGGCUAGCAAGCCACUAAAACCGCAAGCAAAGAUCACUGCACUUUCUAUUUUUGAGGACUGGCGGGAUUCUGUACUGUUGCGGAUCGGCGAGGUUGUCAAUAAAGAUGACGAUGAUGAAGGACAUCAAGUCUCCGAAGAAAUGCAGAAGGCUGCAAAGUCUGACGAGAUUCCCUUUGAAGGCGAUAGAGAUAGCCUGGAAAAGUUACAAGAAAUCUAUCACCCCGUGGAGACGCCUCUGGUCAAACUUCCAAAGGCAACACGAUUACUCAUUGUCCAUUCGCUUCUUCUGUUGAUGCUCAGCUUGAAACAUUACAGCGCCUACUCCCGAGUUUUGAUGUUGAAUGUCGCGUCCAGUUUGAACAUAGAUAUCAACGUGUUGAACGAAGACGAAGUCAAGGUUGCCCGUGGUCUGCUAGAUACGGCUUUAGCGCUCUCAGACCAGGAGCCCAAGAAAGAGCCCAAGAAAGACGACAUGAGGAAAUGGAAGGUCGGCAUCGCGUCUGUAGCUGGUGCUGCCCUUAUCGGUCUCACUGGUGGGCUUGCAGCUCCUUUAGUGGCUGCAGGCCUUGGAACUGUUAUGGGUGGGCUGGGUCUCGGUGCUACUGCCGCUGCUGGAUACUUGGGUGUCCUCGCCGGUAGUAGUGUUGUUGUUGGCGGUCUCUUCGGUGCUUACGGAGGCCGCAUGACUGGUCGCAUGAUGGACAAGUAUGCCCGUGAAGUUGACGACUUUGCGUUUCUCCCUAUUCGCGGACAACGGUCUCGAGAUGAAAAAGAUAGCGAAGCUGCUCGGCAGGAUCAUCGGCUACGGGUCACUAUCGGUGUCACCGGAUGGGUCAAGGAAGAAGCGAACUUUACUGUCCCAUGGAAGGUCAUUGGCUCCAAUUCAGAGGUGUUUGGUCUUCGCUGGGAGAUGGAACCGCUGAUGAACUUGGGCAAUGCAAUUUCAGCCCUUGUAACCAGUGCCGCAUGGUCAGUUGCCGGACGUGAAGUCCUCGCCCGUACUGUUUUCCACACACUUAUGAGUGCGGUGAUGCUUCCCCUUGGUCUUUUGAAUGUUGCUGGCGUUGUCGACAAUCCAUUCAGCGUCGCCAAGUCUCGCGCCGAUAAAGCAGGCGAGGUGCUAGCCGACGUUCUCAUCAACAAAGCUCAGGGAGAACGACCUGUGACCUUGAUCGGGUAUUCUCUCGGAUCUCGCUUGAUCUUUUCUUGCCUCCAAACUUUGGCUAAACGAAAUGCAUACGGCAUUGUCGAGUCUGUCAUUAUGAUGGGAUCACCUACCCCUUCCAACGCGGAGCACUGGCGUCUGAUGCGCAGCGUCGUGAGCGGCCGUGUCGUGAAUGUCUUCUCUGAGAAUGAUAAUGUCCUCGCUUUCCUCUACCGAACCAGUAGUUUGCAGCUUGGUGUCGCCGGACUGCAGAAAGUUGAGGGUGUUCCGGGUGUUGAAAACCUCGAUGUAAGCGAAAUGGUUAGCGGCCAUCUACGCUAUCAAUACUUGCUGGGAAGAAUCCUCACCCUCACUGGGCUACAGGAUCUGGACGCCAACGAAAUUGAACGAGAAGAAACUGCACUUGCCAUUGAAGAGGAGCAACAGGAGAAGGAACUGCAACAGAACCAGCGCGAGGCUGGUGUUAAAGACCCGAAAUCAUCUGCUGCCCAGGAGACUUUGAACAGCCAGGCAGGAUUCGGAGAAGAUGCACGGCUGCAAAAGCAGGUCGAGAUGCAGACUCAGGAGAAUAUGACGAAUCAUCGGAUUCAAAUGCUUGAUAUGAACGAUGAUGAUUACUCGACACCUUUGAAGGACGAUCCUUUGAAACAUUCUGCUCUCUAG